Molecule: messenger RNA, 2429 nt
Organism: Lineus longissimus
Lineage: Eukaryota; Metazoa; Nemertea; Pilidiophora; Heteronemertea; Lineidae
Exons: 3
Coding region: 294-1799 (501 amino acids)
Source: RefSeq, a predicted model, not a curated record
GAGACGCCAGUGACGUUUACUCAAUUUGAAUUCAGGAAGCCUUGUAUUCGUUCAGUUGUACAAAUACAAAUUUAUUGAUAUGAGAGGUCAUUAUUUCGCAUGGAAGCGAAUUGGGACGUAAAUUUUAUUGAGACAAGGCAUUUGAAAACCUCUAUUGGACUGGAUGUGCUCCUAGGUUUUUCUUGCUGUAGACAUACAGUUUUCUUUCAUUGGAAGCGAAACCAAUAUUGACUAGGAGGAACAAUUUAAAGAAACACCAUGAGUGAACCACACAACGCCGCAUCCUGACUAGGAUGAACUACACCUUUGGUGCUAUGAGAGAACGAUCUGACCUCCGCCUGAACGUGGAGACAAACCCGUACGAAGUCCAAGACUAUCUGGCAAGCUUUAGGCGAUCGAAAAGCGCCAUGAUAGUCAAGGGUGCCAAUACGUCACGGUGGAGCUCACUGCCUACAAGGCCGAAGGCUCUCACAGCCCGUGAACCCAAGAAGGUCCCAACCUUGUUCAAAAGGUGUGACAACGACGAGGAUCAGGAAGCCUUCACAAUCAGCUUAGACGUCGUACGGUCUCCAUUCUCCGCAAGGACAAAUCCGAGCCAGCAGAAGGUCGGCAUCAGUGUUGAAUUUGACAGCCCCACAACGGCUUGUCCGACGAAGUAUUUCCCGUACAGGCGUUCGGGUUACUUGGAUCACAUCAUUAGACAAUCUCGGGUGAAUUCGGCUCGCGUUCUCAUGUGCGAUAACCCGGAUGUUUUGAGUGGCAUGAUGCCAUCUCAGCGGAUCAGAAGUGCUCAACCUGCGGUUGUCGCAGCAAGCAAAGUUGCGAUACCUGCGCGAGCGAAGACGGCCGAACCUGUCCGAGCGCCACCAUUGUCACGUCCGCGCAGACGACAAGAAAUGAAGCUACGGACAGUAGAAAUCAAGGAUUCUGGGAUUGCGGUCAAAACAAAGGAGUACACGACGGACACGAGGAAUGUUUAUUACACCAAACGACUACAGAAAGAAUUACCGAAAGAGACGGUCAAGGGGGUGAGAUUUGAUGGAGGAUUUCAGGAGGCCGUCAUAUCGCCCCGCCGCCAGGAAGUUUUGAAGGAACCAGAGCCGGAGGCGGAGAAACCAUUGCCGCCAAAACUAGAGGUGAAACCACGAGAUGACGUCAUCAUGGAGCACCAGCCAGCUAUGGACACCAGCGUCCCGAAAGAGACCAAUCACAUCCCAUUUAACAUUUACAGCGCGCAAAACGGGACGACACAACCGAUCGCCUCCAGGAAGAAUAAAGACAUUGAUGAUUAUGAUUACAAAACGGACAAAGUUUUAUCAUAUUAUCUCCAACAGGAGCGCAGACCAGGGACGGCGCAAUUUCAUUUUAAUGCUCAAUCAAAGUUAAAUACAGCAACCAAUCUUGGAAACAAAUCGGCGAGCAGGGGCAGGAUACGUUCACGAAGUCAAGGGAACGAAGGACAAGGACAAUUAGAGUUCGCACAACCAAAUCUUGGAGGAUUUUUGAAAAUUCACAAGCCACUGGUUCUGCAUCAACGAUCGGUUGAGGAGGACCAGGGAUCACGUGACAAUGACAUUGAUCAGCCGGAGAACACGCCUUGCGUCCCCGAGCAGAAAUCACAAAAACCUCCACAUCCGAUUUCGAACAAUACUCCAAGGCCCCCAAUCGAUCCAACAAACCUUUGUUUACUUUGCAACUGUUCGAAUACUGACAAUUGGAAAAUGGUCGACGCCAUGCUUUCACAAUCGUCUGCUCAAGAUUUGACUCUUCCCGCUCUGAACAAAACGAUGAAACAUUAGAGACGUUUAGAGACGUCGAGUUAUCUAUGUCGUCGCAUUCAGUUGUAGAAAAUAGAGAAAGACAAUCAUUAUUUCAUUUCGGGUGGCAUUUUUCGUCGGUGUCAUUGGUUUGAACACAGGGAUGGUUCCUAAUACGCCUCGCAAACGAGCGAUAUUCAUAAAAAUCGCUGCGACCAGCGAUUGUGAUUGCUGUUAUGUGCAAAAUAUCUCUCGUCUGCGGUAAAAUUGUUGGGUUCGAUACUCAUCGCUGGUCACGGUGAUCAGUGAUUCCUGUCGCAAGCAUUUGCAAUAACCACGACAAACGAUUUUUGUCGCAUACGAUGAUGAACACAGGUCGCAACCACUGGAAUUGCUCGCUUGCUGACCAGAAAUCCUUACCUACGCUCUCAACUGACAUAUCACCAGAAGUUUGAUCAAUACCCUCCGCCUCUCGAUAUUUCAAGAGUAGCAGUAAAAUAAACCCUGAAUCUCAGGAUGAACCGACAUGGACGAUCCCACACACUUGUCUCCGCAGACGAAUGUUGGUACAUACACUCAAGAACCACGUCGUCACCGUUUCGGGCCCGAGUUAGGUAUCCAUUUUAUGGUGUAAACAUUGUACUUUGUAAUUGGUUAGAAGAAAUAAAAUGA